Xenopus tropicalis (tropical clawed frog) is the source of this 897-nucleotide messenger RNA. RefSeq names its product taste receptor type 2 member 10. The coding region runs from base 1 to 897 and encodes 298 amino acids. The record is from RefSeq and is a predicted model, not a curated record. Gene Ontology annotation, cellular component: membrane. The transcript has a single exon. Gene Ontology annotation, biological process: sensory perception of taste; G protein-coupled receptor signaling pathway. NCBI's taxonomy places the organism in Eukaryota, Metazoa, Chordata, Amphibia, Anura, Pipidae. Gene Ontology annotation, molecular function: G protein-coupled receptor activity; bitter taste receptor activity.
AUGUGGUCUGCAAUGGAAAUGGUCAUAAUGGCGUUCGACUGCAUCGCCUUGAUAGUUGGAGGUCUGGGGGACGUGGUUGUUUUAGCUCUCUGUGUCCUAGAACGGUCAAGAAAACGUGUCCUCUGCCCGUACAGAGUCAUCUCAUUGAGCGUGAGUAUCAGCAACCUCACCGCCAUAUUUCUCCAGCUGGCUUCAGAUAAUGACUUGUUGUCGAACACGUUGCUCAUGCAAUAUGUUGAUCUCUUAUCGGUGUCGUGUCUAUGCUCCAACCUGUGGUUUUCGACCUUACUGUACGUGUACUACAGCAUCAAGAUUGGGGCCAGACGUUUAACCUUUUACACGUGGCUUAAUGCAAAGUUUCCUACAAUCUUGCCAUAUCUGCUGUUUUCUUUACUAACAAUGUCUCUUUUGACCAGCUUCAUAGUUCUUCUUCAACCUCUUGACAAUCCCCCAGACAACGUUUCUUCAGCUUUGCCUACCAACUAUGAAGAAGCAUAUUUGGAAAACCCAUUUAUUAAGUCAGGAUUAACUCAAUCCUUAAUUGCUCUAAUAUGUUUCCUGAUUUCCUUCAUCCUAGUGGGUCAAAUCCUCCUCUCCUUGUAUCGACAUGUCCGGCGCCUGCAAAGCAAUAAUGAAGCUGCUGGGAACUUCAGUCUUGAAGCUCAUUUUAAAGCAGCCAAAACGCUCACCAUUCUCCUGGUCUUCAAUGUCACCUUUUUUGUAUCUAUGAUCACUACUUUACUCAGUCCAUCUCCAUCCAUGGCCUUUGCCAUAAGUUGCAUCUUUAUUGCCGUCUCACUGUCAACCCAGCCGUAUAUCUUAAUCCUGGGAAAUGCCAAUAUGAUGAAGCAAGCAAAAGAGACUUUUCUUCAUGUUUUUAUGAAAGUUGCCAACUAA